Closterium sp. NIES-67 is the source of this 283-nucleotide messenger RNA. Lineage: Eukaryota; Viridiplantae; Streptophyta; Zygnematophyceae; Desmidiales; Closteriaceae. The record is from the annotation of a GenBank genome assembly.
UCGUGGGUUUCAUGUGUGAGAGAAAGGACUGGGAUAGACAACGUGAGAGAGAGAGAGAGAGAGAGAGAGAGAGAGAGAGAGAGAGAGAGAGAGAGAGAGAGAGAGAGAGAGAGAGAGAGAGAGAGAGAGAGAGAGAGAUAGAGAGAGAGAGAGGGAGAGAGAGAGAGAGAGAGAGAGAGAGGAGAGAGAGAGAGAGAGAGAGAGAGAGAGAGAGAGAGAGAGAGAGAGAGAGAGAGAGAGAUAGAAAGGAGGGAUAGAGAGAGAGAGAGAGAGAGGGAGAGAG